AUGUGUUGGACUUUAUCAGUCUCCUUAUCCUCGGAGCUCGCCGUAGUCAACGGCCGCACUUCCCAAAAAAGUUGUCAUCGCGGACCAUUCCCCUUGGUCAACAGACAAACACACCGCGACAGUCAACACGCCUUGUCGAAUCGCAUUGGCGCUACUGCAAACCACUCUCCCGAUUAUCGCCCCGCGCUCCAAUUGACCUCUCACGUCCCGUAUCUCGAGCAGCUUCCUUUUCAAGUCAAGAGCAUUGCCAACAUCGCUUCCCGUUUGAUCCAAUUGUCGUUGUGUCGUUGUGUCGUUCCUGUCCCCUUGCCUCCGGUCUCCGUCAACUUUUGUGAGAGAAAACUGCAAAAUCAGUCAAUCCCCCAAAAAAUGUCUCGAACAAUUGGACUUUUUGCCGUCGCCGGCCUGUUGCGCACGGCCGCUGCCGGCCUUUACCCGGGACUGACCACCGCCAACCACACCUGCGCUCUUGUCGAACCCAUUCUGUCUUGCUCUUGCGGCGCAAACCCCGACAAGGUCGACACUUGCUGCGUCGAGACGUACGGAGGCUUGGUGCUCGCGACGCAGUUCUGGAACACCCACACCGGUCUCGAGGCCGAGGGCCAAAAGCUGCCCGCCGACGCGUGGGGCAUCCACGGCCUGUGGCCCGACUUCUGCAACGGCUCGUACACCCAGUACUGCGACCUCAGCCGUCAGUACGACCCGGCACCUUCCCCCAACACCACCACCGGUAAGGCGGAUGGUACUCCGGUCCCCGCCUGGACCGGCGUCUCCCUGGAUGAGUUCGUCAAGCACUUUGAGAGGUUUGAUCUCCUCGAAUUCUGGAUCGCCCAGUACACCCCCAACUGGGUCCUCUGGGCCCACGAAUUCUCCAAGCACGCAACCUGCUUCAGCACCUUUGACGUGGAAUGCUACGGCCCCAAGUACCAAGAACACGAAGAGGUUGUCGACUUCCUCGAGACUGCCGUCCACUACUACCAAGAAACCCCGACCUGGAAGUGGCUCGCCGCCAAGGACAUCACCCCGUCCAAUAGCACCGCCUACUCCCUCUCGGACCUCCAGGCCGCCCUCAAGGAGGGCCACGGCGCCGUCCCUUACCUGGGCUGCUACGGGCCCCGGUACAACGCCACCGAGGCCGGCAAGGGCUCGCUCGAUAACGGGUACACCCAGCUCACCGAGGCCUGGUACUACUUCCACGUCCACGGCAAGCCCCAGCGCGGGGGCGCCGUGCCCGUCGCUGCUGAUGCAAAUGGCGGGCGCGUGACGAACUGCGCGACUACGCCUGGUGCUAUCUGGUACUAUGAGCGCUCUGAGGGUUCGGUCCAAUAG
This is a messenger RNA of Colletotrichum lupini, 1329 nucleotides long. Its product is annotated as ribonuclease T2 family protein. Gene Ontology annotation, cellular component: extracellular region. Gene Ontology annotation, biological process: RNA catabolic process. Lineage: Eukaryota; Fungi; Ascomycota; Sordariomycetes; Glomerellales; Glomerellaceae. The transcript is spliced from 6 exons. Bases 1 to 1329 code for a protein of 442 amino acids. Gene Ontology annotation, molecular function: RNA binding; ribonuclease T2 activity. The record is from RefSeq and is a predicted model, not a curated record.